Molossus molossus (Pallas's mastiff bat) is the source of this 4292-nucleotide messenger RNA. RefSeq names its product nodal modulator 1. Gene Ontology annotation, molecular function: carbohydrate binding. NCBI's taxonomy places the organism in Eukaryota, Metazoa, Chordata, Mammalia, Chiroptera, Molossidae. Gene Ontology annotation, cellular component: endoplasmic reticulum membrane. The record is from RefSeq and is a predicted model, not a curated record. The transcript has 31 exons. The coding region runs from base 116 to 3784 and encodes 1222 amino acids.
GCGGGGUGGGUGGGACUUGGGCUGUCAGCCACCCACCGAGGAGGAAGCUGCGGGCAGCGUGUGGUGUGAGGAGCGGGACCGGACCUCUGCAGAGUCCGGCGGCGGAGGCCGGGCCAUGCGGGUGUACCCGGGAGCUGGGCCGCCGGGGCUCGUGGUGGCGGCAGCCACCGUGGUGCUGCUGCUGAGCGGCGUGAGACCGGCGCGCGGCUCCGAGGACAUCGUGGUGGGCUGCGGGGGCUUCGUCAAGUCCGACGUGGAGAUCAACUACUCGCUCAUCGAGAUAAAGUUGUACACCAAGCAUGGGACUUUGAAAUACCAGACAGACUGUGCCCCUAACAAUGGUUACUUUAUGAUCCCCUUGUAUGAUAAGGGAGAUUUUAUUCUGAAGAUUGAGCCUCCCCUAGGGUGGAGUUUUGAGCCAACAAACGUGGAGCUCUACGUGGAUGGCGUCAGUGACAUCUGCACGAAGGGCGGGGACAUCAACUUUGUGUUCACAGGCUUCUCUGUGAAUGGAAAGGUUCUCAGCAAAGGGCAGCCCCUGGGUCCUGCCGGAGUUCAGGUGUCUCUGAGAAACACGGGGACCGAAGCGAAGAUCCAGUCCACGGUUACACAGCCUGGUGGAAAGUUUGCAUUUUUUAAAGUUCUUCCUGGAGAUUAUGAAAUCCUUGCAACUCAUCCAACCUGGGCAUUGAAAGAGGCAAGUACCACUGUGCGAGUGACCAACUCCAAUGCCAACGCUGCCAGUCCCCUGAUAGUGGCUGGCUACAAUGUGUCUGGCUCUGUCCGCAGUGACGGGGAGCCCAUGAAAGGGGUGAAGUUUCUUCUUUUUUCUUCUUCAGUAACCAAAGAGGAUGUCCUGGGCUGCAACAUUUCACCAGUGCCCGGCUUCCAGCCCCCAGACAAGAGUCUGGUGUAUUUGUGCUAUGCAGUCUCUAAAGAAGAUGGCUCGUUCUCCUUCUAUUCCUUGCCAAGUGGGGGCUAUACUGUGAUUCCAUUCUAUAGAGGGGAGAGGAUUACCUUUGACGUUGCUCCUUCUAGACUCGACUUUACAGUGGAACACGACAGCCUAAAAAUUGAGCCCGUGUUCCACGUCAUGGGAUUCUCUGUCACUGGGAGGGUCCUGAAUGGGCCCGAAGGAGAAGGUGUUCCGGAGGCAGUAGUCACUCUGAAUAACCAAAUCAAAGUGAAAACAAAAGCUGAUGGCUCAUUCCGCCUGGAGAACAUCACGACUGGCACAUACACCAUCCAUGUGCAGAAAGAGCACCUGUACUUUGAAACAGUCACAAUCAAAAUUGCACCUAACACACCUCAGCUGGCUGACAUCAUUGCCACAGGGUUCAGUGUCUGCGGCCAGAUAUCAAUCAUUCGCUUCCCUGACACUGUCAAGCAGAUGAGUAAAUACAAAGUUGUCCUGUCUUCUCAAGACAAGGACAAGUCUUUGGUCACUGUGGAGACGGAUGCUCAUGGAUCAUUUUGUUUUAAAGCAAAACCAGGGACCUACAAAAUCCAGGUGGUGGUUCCUGAGGCGGAGACCAGAGCGGGGCUGACAUUGAAACCCCAGACGUUUCCUCUCGCUGUGAAGGACAGGCCUGUGAUGGACGUGGCCUUUGUACAGUUUUUGGCAUCAGUUUCUGGGAAAGUCUCUUGUUUGGACACCUGCGGCGACCUGUUGGUGACCCUGCAGUCCCUGAGCCGCCAGGGUGAGAAGCGCAGCCUCCAGCUCUCUGGCAAGGUCAACUCAAUGACUUUCACCUUUGACAGUGUGCUCCCCGGAAAAUAUAAAAUUAGCAUCAUGCAUGAAGAUUGGUGCUGGAAGAACAAGAGUCUGGAGGUAGAGGUUCUGGAAGAUGACGUGUCAGCGAUUGAGUUCAGGCAGACGGGCUAUAUGCUGAGAUGUUCCCUUUCUCAUGCCAUCACUCUGGAAUUUUAUCAGGAUGGAAAUGGACCCGAGAAUGUGGGGAUUUAUAACCUCUCCAAAGGAGUCAACCGCUUCUGCCUGUCCAAGCCCGGUGUGUACAAGGUGACCCCGCGCUCCUGCCACCGGUUCGAGCAAGCGUUCUAUACCUAUGACACGUCUUCACCCAGUAUCUUGACGUUGACAGCCAUUCGCCAUCAUGUCCUUGGAACUAUCACCACUGACAAAAUGAUGGAUGUCACUGUGACUAUCAAGUCUUCCAUUGACAGUGAACCCGCCUUGGUCUUAGGCCCCCUGAAGUCUGUGCAGGAGCUUCGGAGGGAGCAGCAGUUGGCUGAGAUUGAGAGCCGCAAGCAGGAGCGGGAGAAGAAGGACAAAGAAGAAGGUGGAGAGGGAAGGACCAAGCCCCCCGUCCAGGAGAUGGUGGAUGAGUUACAAGGCCCCUUCUCUUACGACUUCUCUUAUUGGGCCCGGUCUGGAGAGAAAAUCACUGUCACACCCUCGUCUAAAGAGCUGCUCUUUUAUCCCCCUUCCAUGGAAGCCACCGUCAGUGGAGAAAGCUGCCCAGGGAAGCUGAUCGAGAUCCACGGGAAAGCAGGUUUAUUCCUGGAAGGUCAGAUCCACCCAGAGUUAGAAGGAGUCGAGAUUGUCAUCAGUGAAAAGGGGGCAAAUUCACCACUGAUCACAGUCUUUACUGAUGACAAAGGUGCCUACAGCGUGGGGCCCCUGCACAGCGACCUGGAGUACACUGUGUCCUCACAGAAGGAGGGCUACGUUUUGACUGCAGUGGAAGGAACCAUAGGAGAUUUUAAGGCCUAUGCCUUGGCAGGCGUAAGCUUUGAGAUAAGAGCUGAAGAUGACCAGCCCCUCCCUGGGGUCCUCCUGUCUCUCAGCGGUGGCGUGUUUCGUUCCAACCUCUUGACUCAGGACAAUGGCAUUCUGACGUUCUCAAACCUGAGCCCUGGCCAGUAUUACUUCAAGCCCAUGAUGAAAGAAUUCCGGUUUGAGCCAUCUUCCCAGAUGAUCGAGGUGCACGAAGGGCAGAACUUAAAGAUCACCAUCACCGGGUACCGAACGGCGUACAGUUGCUACGGCACAGUUUCUUCUCUAAACGGAGAACCAGAGCAGGGUGUUGCCGUGGAAGCGGUGGGACAGAACGACUGUAGUAUUUAUGGGGAGGACACCGUGACAGAUGAAGAGGGAAAGUUCAGAUUACGUGGAUUGCUGCCGGGAUGUGUGUACCACGUGCAGCUCAAGGCAGAAGGCAAUGAUCACAUCGAACGGGCCCUCCCCCACCACCGGGUGAUUGCGGUUGGCAAUAACGACAUCGACGACAUCAACAUCAUAGUUUUCCGGCAGAUUAAUCAAUUUGAUUUGAGUGGAAAUGUGAUCACUUCCUCUGAGUAUCUUUCUACAUUAUGGGUAAAGCUUUACAAAAGCGAAAACCUCGACAACCCAAUCCAGACGGUUUCGCUCGGCCAGUCCCUCUUCUUCCACUUCCCGCCGCUGCUCAGAGAUGGCCAGAGUUACGUUGUGCUCCUGGACUCCACGCUUCCCAGAUCCCAGUAUGACUACAUCUUGCCUCAAGUUUCUUUCACUGCAGUAGGCUACCACAAGCAUAUCACCUUGGUUUUUAAUCCCACGAGGAAACUGCCUGAGCAAGACAUCGCCCAAGGCUCCUACAUCGCCCUGCCGCUGACGCUGCUUGUCCUGUUGGCUGGCUACAACCAUGAUAAGCUCAUUCCCUUGCUGUUACAGUUGACAAGUCGACUGCAGGGUGUCCGGGCUCUUGGCCAGACAGCCUCUGACAGUAGUGGCCCAGAAGAUGCCAAGCGACAAGCCAAGAAACAGAAGACGAGACGGACGUGAGGAGCAGGAGGGGCAGUGAAGUCUCACUUGGGACAGGCAUGGCCAAGGGGCACCCCCCCCCCCACUGGCAUGAAAGCAUGCGUUUGACUGACUUCAGAAUGUGCUCUUUGCCCUAUGCACCUCUGUCAGCGUAGCUGCCUGUACCUGUCCUCCCCCGUCUGGCCCCUCGGUGCAUUGCAAUGAAUUGGACCCUCCUGUCACUCUGCUGAGCACACUUUAUUUUCUGAGUUGAAGAUAAUUUAUUAUUAUUAUUUUUGUCAAAGAGGUAUUUAAGCUGUGCUGGUGGUAUGAGAAUGUAAUUCUUAAUCUUCAGCAUUCAUUUGCAAGAAGAAUUCAGUAAACAUGGGUUUUGGCCCCCUCGUGAAGUACCUGUUGGAGUUACCCUUUCCUUUAAUGUCCCUUUGCACCCAAGAUCCCUGCCGGGAACUGCACAACGUGUAUCUACUACUAGGAGGGUAUGUUAGGAGGUAAAAUCAAUAAAAUUGCCCAUUCAUUGUGUCAUAGCUCA